Arabis nemorensis is the source of this 558-nucleotide messenger RNA. Lineage: Eukaryota; Viridiplantae; Streptophyta; Magnoliopsida; Brassicales; Brassicaceae. The record is from the annotation of a GenBank genome assembly.
AUGACGUUUCACCUUACGGUCCGAGCACUCUCUUUCUCCUCGGGCGGUAACCCGUAUGUAGAUCGGAGUGAAGCCUACGACUUUCGGGUGAAGCAAGUCUCGACGAUGGCCAAACCUCCGCCACCACCUGAACCUCUGGAUCCCCCGGACCCUCCGUGGUGUGGCCCAUAUUCUUUUUCUUUGCUAAUGUGGCUGCAUCGUCGAUGUCUCCCCCUUGCUCACCUCGCCAAUUCCCAAGUCGUAGGCUUCACCUUUUGCUCCUUCGACGGCGAAACCCAAUCUCCGCCCAUAUCCCAACCCGUCUCCGCCGGCGCAUCCCUCAUCGGGAAAGCUAUCACCGUAGCUCUGGAGCACGCUCCUCCGCUCCUGGGCUAUCACCACCUCUCUCGCUUCAUCCUCACCGUUACUGAGCCUCCAUCACUGUCCACGGAUCUAACUCCUGCUUUUCCGGCGACGAGAUCUUGUGGCGCAGAUCCGCCGUCUCCCCCUCAUGAUCUCACCUUCMGGUGCUGUAAAAUCGAACGCUCUGGAAGGGGCUCUAAGAUAUCGAAUCUCUGA